Drosophila gunungcola (fruit fly) is the source of this 2962-nucleotide messenger RNA. RefSeq names its product triple functional domain protein. Gene Ontology annotation, molecular function: guanyl-nucleotide exchange factor activity. The record is from RefSeq and is a predicted model, not a curated record. NCBI's taxonomy places the organism in Eukaryota, Metazoa, Arthropoda, Insecta, Diptera, Drosophilidae. Bases 558 to 2618 code for a protein of 686 amino acids. Gene Ontology annotation, cellular component: cytoplasm. The transcript has 9 exons. Gene Ontology annotation, biological process: axon guidance.
UCAAAUGCGCAGGUGAGCGAACGUACCCGAACGUCGCUCAAUUUGUUCAACCGUAUUCGGCGAUCGCAGCCAAGAACGGUUUUCAACCCAGUCAACAUUGCGUAUACGCAGCGUGCACCGUGACCUUAAAACCAAGCCAAAGCCGAUAAAAACCGAACAAUCGCAAUAAAGCGAGGAAAAAAGAAUAAAAAGCAAGGCAAAAAAGCGCAACAGUUGACGCCAACACAAACAGAGAGAUACGAAUACGUGUUCCAGCUCAAAAUAAGCUAAAACAAAAAUAAAAUUAAAAAUAAGAUAAACAUUAUAUACACUUGGCGGGCGGUGACAAAAAACCAAAAGUAAAUAGCUGCUCGUAAAUAUUUAAUUUAACUGGAGCGGCGGGGGAAACCCAAAAAACAGAGAACCAAAAAUUUGCUCAGAGAACCCACGAUAAUGACACUGUGCAAGUGAAGUGAAAACCCUCAAACGAAGAGACCUAGGAAAACUCGGAGAAAGAGCGUACUUGGCACAAAGAUAAGGCUUAUCUGGAGAGGAUCGGUCCCCUCCGACCAGCCAAAAUGGCCGACGAAGAUCUCAGCCCACUGCCCUUCCGGCGGGAGCGCAAUCUCAGCAACCGCAACUUCGCCAAGAGAAACUCACGCCGCCGGAUCAGUCAGCAGGCGGCGGAGCAGGAGCGGCAUAGCAGCUCGCCGCUCGUCAGUAGCAAUCCGGAGUCCAACGACGCCGCACGGAUCGAUAGCCCCCUGAGCAGCUCCAGCUCCAGUUCGUUUCAGCUCUCGAUUUCCGUGAAUUCCGAUACGGAGAGCGCCUUCCACCGCCGCUCGCUACUCAAAAUGCACGCGGCGGAAAGUGGAGGCGGGGGAGUGGAAGUCCCUCCGGAGUCGCCCAUGUCGCCGCAAACCCCGGAUCCCGCCCUCCUGGAUGUCCGGCAGAAGGUGCACCGCUUCGAGACUCUGAAGACAAACAUUAGCUUUUUGAAGCAGGAGCGGCACAGCCUUAAGUUGCUCGAGAAUCGUCGUCAUCCCUCUUUUGAGAAUUACGCCGGAGAUCAUGGCACGCCGCCGGCCACGCCCCCGCGUCGCAUACGCCUCCUGGGACUGGGCAGCAGUCGCAGCAGCUCCAUACCCAGUAUUCAAGGUCGGGAGAGCAUUCACGAGGUGCGAUCCGAGGACGAAGUGGAUCAGAUAUCGGACUUUGAAACGGAUUCACAGGCAGCCACCGAGGAGUAUGUGAUUUCGGACACCAUCUCGGAGGUGAUCCUGCCAGUCAGUCGGGAGGUCGGGGAGGAGUCGCCAAACAACCAGCAGACCCAGGUGCAGCGUUCCAUUAGCGCGGAUCAGUCCAAGGGACAGCCCACAUUGCCGCUAAAAAUGCGCAACGAUUUCCCCAGAAACUAUCGCUCUACGCCGAGACGAAAGACUGAAAUCAUUGGCACCACCAACGAGCAUGUGGUGGGCAAGUUUCACUCAGUCUAUCAGCCAAAAGAGGAAGAGGAGGAAGUGGAAAUUGAGCUGCGCGACAAAAGCGACAAGUGCGUGCAUCCCAUUCUGGAGGAGCUGAUCAAGACGGAGGAGGCCUAUGUGAAUAACCUGUUUAUGGGCAUCGAGAACUAUGGAAACAUCUUCCAGCGCAAGGAUCUGCCACUGGGACUUCGUGGCAAGAAGUACGAUCUGUUUGGCAACAUCGAGCAGAUUGCAGAGUUCCAUCGGGACGAGUUCCUGCCCAUGCUGCAUCGCAACCGUCGAGAUCUGAAGUGUUUGUUCGAUGAGUUUCUGCAGUUCCUAGAUCAAAACUGCUUUUACGGAUAUGUUAUCUUCACCAUGAACAAGCAAAAAUCCCUCAAACUGUGCGAUCUCUACAAAAACUACUUCACUAGCAUUCGCCUGGAACGCGAUGAUAAGUUGGGCAUCAAUAGCUUUUUGGUUCAACCCAUCCAACGCAUGGCUCGUUAUCCUUUGCUCCUGACGCAGUUCAUCAAUACCUUCUUCAAGAACCGUGAUAUAGUGAUGAAGCCACUUAUUGAGUCCUGCUGUCGUUUGGAGAAGCGCCUGCGUUUCCUGCUGACCACGACAAAUGAAUCGGAGAUCAUCAAUGACAUAGUGGACUGUCAUGAGUUCAACGUCUACUAUCAGGGCAAAUUCCGCAAGGUGAACGAGUUCCUGGUGCUCGAUCACAAGCUUAAGCGCAGCUACCGGAGCAAGGUUUUCAUUUUCGACAAGUGCAUCAUCUACACGGAGAUCAAGGGCAAGAAUCUAAUCUUCCAUGGACGUUAUCCUUGCGAGCACAUUGGCAUCUCGGCCAAAACCAAGUCAUUUACGCUCUACUACGAGCGGAGGAAGCAGCAGGAAUGUGAAUUCACCGCGGAUCCGGCGCAAAUUGCCGCCUGGCUAGACUUAAUCCGGGAUAUGAUCAAUAACUUUGCGAACGAGGAGCGCCAGAAGCUGCAGGAGCGCUAUUCCCGAGAGAACGACCACUUGCAUCGCAAGGCCCCCAGUUUUUCGCUGUAUCGCGACUCGAAUCGCUUCAGUUCAGACAGUGGCAUCGGUAACAUCUGGAUAAUGCCUAAGCCAGACGAAGAGACAAUCAGCAACAGGACUACUUGGUAUGCGGCCUCGUAACGCAAAAAAUAUCAAGACAAGGAGAGGAUCUUCUUCAGGUUAUGGGAAAUGGGCAAAUGGGAACCUAAUCCCUUGUCCAAGGCGGCCAAUAUUUGAGGGCCACUAGCCAAUUCAAAUUCCUGCUCACCAAAAUGUGGAAAAAGGAGAUUGCAAGCCAAAAUCAUUCGAUUUGAAUGCUAAAUAACCAAAUAUUGAAUUAUAAGUUUAGUUGGUUAGUCAAGUUGUGUAUAUAUUCCUGUAUUAUUGUUGUCACAAAUUGCAAUUCGUUUAAAGUUCUCUUGUGCCUAGCUUGUUAAGCUUACUUAGUUUUGUGUAAAUAUUGACUAAAGAUAAUGUUAAAAAAA